Sarcophilus harrisii (Tasmanian devil) is the source of this 2074-nucleotide messenger RNA. RefSeq names its product golgin subfamily A member 6-like protein 7. Gene Ontology annotation, molecular function: DNA binding. The record is from RefSeq and is a predicted model, not a curated record. NCBI's taxonomy places the organism in Eukaryota, Metazoa, Chordata, Mammalia, Dasyuromorphia, Dasyuridae. Bases 465 to 1826 code for a protein of 453 amino acids. The transcript is spliced from 3 exons.
UCUGAGUUCUGGAAAACAGGGUGUCUCCUAAUAGUAAAAGAGAGGAGUUAAAAAGAAAGGGGUGUUCUUAACAUGGGCAUCUUGAUAAGUAUUAGCUUCUUAUAGUCUUCCUGUUACCAAGUUUAUUUAGAUUUUUUUGGCCAAUUCGGACUUUUCUUCUAGCAAAUCGUUGUUGGGUGGGGGUGUGUGUGGGGGUGGGUUUACAACUGAAAUCCAAGUUAACACCUAAUUUUUCUGAGUACAUAGAUGAGACCCCGCCCUUUUCUCACCAGCCUUGGUUUAGGCCCACCUAGCAACGCUUUCUACUCAUUCCUAUAUAAAUGGUGAACUUGCUUUCACAAAGCAUUCCAGAAAAUAAAAGGCAAGGCUUCCAUGGGUUGGAGCUACAGUAUAAAUAUUUGAAGCCUUAGUGCCAUUACUUCCUACCAUUUGGAUCUUCUGAUUUUUUUGACCUUCCAGGAAAGAUGACCGAUAAUUCACCACCAAAGGAGAAGAAGCAGGAUUCUUGUAAAAAAGCUUCUGGCUCAAUGAGAAGAAAAAGAACAGUAUUUACGAAAGAACAACUCAGUAUACUUAUUCAGUAUUUUGAAAAAAACCCCUAUCCUGGCAUAAGUGAAAGAGAAGAACUUGCCAGGCAGCUUAAUACAGAGGAGUCAAGAAUACAGGUUUGGUUUCAAAAUAGAAGAGCCAGACAACAGCAAAAGCGGGCUUUUCUGGCUUCCGUCUACUCAAGAAAACUGAAGGGAAAGGAAAAUUUGCAAACCAUGAAGCUGUCAACCGAAUUUCAGUCUUGUGUUCGUCCCAGGUCAAUGUCCCAGGAAAGCUCCACUCACUGUCCACCUUCUUGGUCCUUGCCAGAGAACUAUGGAGCACAAAAUUCCUUUUAUGUAGGAAUGAAGUCACCACUCCAAGCACAGGAGCAAGGCUGGGCAAAGAGACAGUUGCAUUCAACCCAUCACCCACUGCCUUUUCAAUGUGCACAGGAGCCCUCAUCUCAGCUGCAGCAACUUUACCCUCAACAGUCACCAGCUCUACAGCCCUACCUCCCCCAAGCCCCUAUCUCCCAGAGACAGCAACUCGCUUCUUCUCUGCCCCAGUCACCACAGGUAUGUCAAAGACAGAUACAGCCACUGCUGAAGAGUGAAGAGCAACUAGGUGGAUUUCUGACUGUCAAGCAAGAACAUCUGGAUGCUUCCCAGGAACAUUUGGGUGCCCAGCAAGGAGAUCUGGGUGCCCAGCAAGGACAUCUGGCUGCUUCCCAGGGAUGUCUGGGUGCCCAGCAAGGACAUCUGGCUGCUUCCCAGGGAUGUCUGGGUGCCCAGCAAGGACAUCUGGCUGCUUCCCAGGGACGCCUGGGUGCCCAGCAAGGACAUCUGGCUGCUUCCCAGGGACGUCUGGGUACCCAGCAAGGACACCUGGCUGCUUCCCAGGGACAUCUGGGUGCCCAGCAAGGACACCUGGCUGUUUCCCAGGGACAUCUGGGUGCCCAGCAAGGACACCUGGCUGUUUCCCAGGGACAGCUGGGUGCCCAACAAGGACACCAGCCUGCUUCCCAGGGACAUCUGGGUGCCCAGCAAGGACACCUGGCUGUUUCCCAGGGACAGCUGGGUGCCCAGCAAGGAUAUCUGACUGCUUCCCAGGGACAGCUGGGUGCCCAGAGAGGACAUCUGACUGCUUCCCAGGGACAUCUGGGUGCCCAACAAGGACAUUGGGAUACUUCCCUAGGACAUCAGGCUGCUUCUGGGGAACACUCAGAUCUCCUCCUGGGAGAUCUGCUUGAUAUCUUGGGAGGUAUGGCAGAGACACAAGAUCCUAGGCGUGUCUAGAUGCAUAGUUUGUGCUAACAGAUGAAUUUUCAAAUAAUUUAAAAAUAGGAUUCUUUACCACUAUGUAUUUUAUUGUUACCACAAUAAAAUCCUUCAUCUUCCUUAUCAGCAAUAGUAGCUAAGUGCUUACUCUGUGAAACUUAACAAUUAUGAUCUCAUUUGAUUCCCACAACAAUCCUUGGAGGUAAAAGCUAGUCCUAUCCUUUUACAGAAAAGGAAACUGAGUCAAAGGGUGGGAAAGUUACUUG